CAGCAGCACCCACCUCGGCCACCCACCUCGGUUUUCUAGACACGUUCCACCAGGUUCAUUGCAUGAACAUGCUUUGCUAUUGCAUCGACCGAAAAAAAUGAUCGAUCGCUAUCAGGGUAGAGCUUUGGAUUCUGGUCCGAGAAUACUUAAAUAAGAGUUAUCCAAGUCACUGUAUGUGGAUCUUGUUACAACAUAUCAUGGGCCACGUGGACUGGUAUUGCGUAUUUCUGGCGUGAGGGCAAUCCCAUGGAGUGACGGGCAUUCGAACAACCAAAAAAUGCGCGAAUUAUUACACUGGGAUGGACUGUGGAAACAAAACAGAUAUGAAGAGUUUGUUUCACGAGAUUUAAUUGUUAAAAUAUUACCAGACGUGGUCUUGUUGCUGCCAAUUGAAGCAACCAUGGUUGGGUUACUUUUGGCUGGACAAGUUCGGGGACGGUGAAUAGUACAAAGAUUUGUGUAUAAAAAGACACAGUCGGCGAGGAAGAAGACUGAG
Trichoderma harzianum CBS 226.95 is the source of this 496-nucleotide messenger RNA. RefSeq lists its product as hypothetical. The coding region runs from base 278 to 442 and encodes 54 amino acids. The record is from RefSeq and is a predicted model, not a curated record. NCBI's taxonomy places the organism in Eukaryota, Fungi, Ascomycota, Sordariomycetes, Hypocreales, Hypocreaceae. The transcript has a single exon.